CAUGGAUUCAAAAAGUCGACGAAGUCCUCGGAGCUCCUCCCAAGCCCCCUGAGGAAUCUUUCGGACGAUUCAGAGUGUUCGGAGCUUUCAGAGUCCCACAUGUGAGCAGCCGACGCUGCCGCAAUCGGCUCGGCAGCGCUCUUCCCCGCGUACUGUCAAAAGCCAGCGUCAGUGAAAGAAGAAUCUUUGUGCGGUUUUGAGUUUGUCACGACGUGAUUCUUUUGUGAUCGCUGUUCGUUACAGCGGUGCAGCUUGUUGGAUAGCGCAACGGCACGCUUACAGCUCUGGAUUUAUCUGCAUUUGCGAUAGGAUGGACGAGGUCAGCAUUGUUUUGACUUCUUGAGCAAUGCCUGCUCGCUGCACAGGGGGCACCGAAAGUGACUGUCAAACUACUUGAAAGCCGUUUGUCAGCAUGGAGACGAGCUGAACGCGGGACUGCAGCACACAGCCGCCACCGCCCGUGCCGAAGUUGUAGGGUAGAACUGCGCCAAGCGGCGGGCGUUCCUCGGGCCUCCUCCUCGCGCGAUGGACCACUCGGUGAAGGCGAUGCACCGCAAGGCGGCCUUCUCGAGACUGCUGCGCGGCCGGCGCUUCGAGAACGCCGACCUGGAGCAGCUGUACCAGCGCUACACUUUCAAGCUGCAGCAGUCCUCGAUCGCCAGCGUCCUGGGGCUGCUGGUGACGCUGAACGUGACGCUGGCCUCGAUCGACCUGGCGUACCGUCGCGGCUCGCCCUCCCUGCUCGGGCUGCUGCACCUGGUGCACGGCCUGCUGUUCCUGGGCGCCUUCAGCUUCAUGGCCCUGCGCAGGCUCGAGGACUCGGCCCUGCUGGCCCUGUGUCACGGCGCGCUGGCGCUCGCCUCCACCUUCUCGCUGCUGUCCAUGCCGUGGUCGGUGGGCGACGGCUUCUGGCAGCUGCGGCGCGGCGGCCCCGCCGACGGCCUCUGGGAGCUGCUGUUCGUGCUCUUCCUGGCGUACACCAUGCUGCCGGUGCGCACGAGGGUCGCGCUGCUGCUGGGCACCGCCCUGUGCGUCGUGCACGCGCUGUGCGCCGUCUUCUGCGCCCACGUCCCGCCCGGACAGGACAGGACGGUGCAGGUUGCUGCCAACGUGCUGGUGUUUGUGUGUGGACACCUGGUGGGGGUGUUUGUGCAUUCCAUCAUGGAGCACGCUCAACGGAAGGCUUUUCUGGACACGCGGAACUGCAUCAAUGCCCGCCUGCACAUGGAGGAUGAGAAUGAAAAACUCGAACGACUACUACUGAGUGUGUUGCCACAACAUGUCGCCAUGGAGAUGAAAGAAGACAUCAUAGCUCCUCGAGCUGGCCAGUUUCACAAGAUCUACAUACAAAAACAUGAAAAUGUCAGUAUCCUGUUCGCCGACAUUGUUGGCUUCACAGUGCUGGCCUCUCAGUGUAGCGCUCAGGAGUUAGUUAGGCUCCUGAAUGAGCUGUUUGGUCGCUUUGACCAGCUGGCCAAUGACAACCACUGUCUACGCAUUAAAAUCUUGGGCGACUGCUACUACUGUGUGAGCGGCCUGCCUGAGCCUCGUUCAGACCAUGCUCACUGCACUGUUGAAAUGGGGCUAGACAUGAUUGACGCUAUAGCGUCAGUCGUGGAGGCCACUGAGGUGCAGCUCAACAUGCGGGUGGGCAUUCACACGGGCCGGGUGCUGUGUGGAGUGCUGGGCCUGCGCAAAUGGCAGUACGACGUCUGGUCCAACGACGUAACUUUGGCGAAUGCAAUGGAGGCUGGUGGCAUCCCAGGGCGUGUACACGUGACAGAGGCAACUGUAGAAUGUCUGCACGGCGAGUACCAGUUGGAACCAGGCAGAGGGCAGGAGCGCAACAGCUACUUGCGUGAACACAAUGUCAACACAUUCUUCAUUCGACCACCUGCGCACAGGAGAAAGCAGACGAUGCUGUUUAACCAGCUGCACGUCCGACGCAUGGCUGGUCGCAAGCUGUCAUUCAAGAAUGUAUCCAAUGUUGUGGUUCAGCUGUUGCACUCUAUCAAGUACAGCAUUGAUGUGCCCUUCGCUAACAUGGCCAUGCCUGGCCCCAGUGGUACAGCCGAGAAGCAGCCAAGCAAGAAGUUCAAGAUGACCGACAAGCUUCACAAACCACUAAAGAAAAGGCAUUCUGUGGUAUACCAUCAACCAAGCAAUCGCAUAAAUAAGUACCUGGCACAGGCCAUCGAGGCCCGGAGUGUGGACCGAGAGAAAUCCAAUCAUGUCAACAUGGUCACCCUCUGGUUCAAGGACAAGACCAAGGAGGAACAGUACCACCGUGAGAAGGAUCAUGGCUUUGGCAACAGCCUCGCUUGCAUCCUAGGAGUACUUCUCUUGCUGAGCGGAGUAGAGGCCACUGUGCUACCAAGGACUUUGAUUCUCGUGGUGCUGUCGGUGACUGCAUUUGUGUGUGUCUCCCUGUUUCUCAUCUUAGUCCUGGCUGCACAACUCAGGUGCAUCCAUUGGGACAUCAGCCGUAAUUUCGUUCUGCGAAUGUUCAUCACAAUCUUCUCAUUGCUGCUCAUCUAUUCUGUAGCCCAAGUCAACAUGGUGUCGUGUAUGGCCGACUGCCACAAGGAAGCAAACGAGACGACGGCAUUGCCGGCCAGUCCUCACGGUGCGGAGUGGCCACAUCGGUUGUGCCCGCUGCCCCAGUACCUGGUGGUGUGCUGCCUGCUGACGCUGCUGCCUGCCUCAGCCUUCCUGCGCCUACCACUCUUGGUCAAGGUGUUGCUGCUCUGCCCCAUGGGCAUCGCCUUUCUCGCCCUCGUCGAGAUCUCGCAUGCGCAGGUCUUCUUCUGCUAUGACCAAAAUGCCCACACAUUGGUACCACUGCAUGUACUAGCUGUGGUGGGAAUCGUCCACAUGCUGAUGGCCGUGCUCAUCCAUGGUCGCCAAGUAGAGUGGACAGCUCGCCUCGAUUUUCUCUGGAACCUGCAGGCCAAUGAAGAAAAACAGGAAAUGCACGACCUAGAGAGCAGCAAUCGAAGAAUAUUAUUCAACCUACUUCCUGCGCACGUGGCAACUCAUUUUCUGGACAAUCAGCUAAGGAAUAACAUGGAGUUGUACCAUCAGUCUUACAGCCGUGUUGGUGUCAUGUUUGCCUCAAUACCAAACUUCCACGAGUUCUACAUAGAACUGGAUGGCAACAAUCAAGGUGUUGAGUGCUUGAGGCUUCUGAAUGAGAUCAUUGCAGAGUUUGACCAGCUGCUGGAUGGUGAACAGUUCCGAGCCAUUGACAAGAUCAAGACAACUGGCAGUACAUAUAUGGCCGCCAUUGGGCUCAUGCCUGAUGCACGAAUCGGGGAUGACCACGAAUCUGGUGCCAGCUACAUGAGUACCAUGGCGGAGCUUGUGUUCACCAUGAAGGACUGCCUUGCUGACAUCAAUGAGAAUUCUUACAACAACUUCAUGCUUCGUGUUGGGCUCAACAUUGGUCCUGUAGUGGCAGGAGUGAUCGGAGCCCGCAAGCCACAAUAUGACAUCUGGGGAAACACAGUCAAUGUGGCCAGCCGCAUGGAUUCCACGGGCCUGCCCAAUCACACUCAGGUAACAGAGGAAGUCUAUCAGCUGCUUCGAGACGGACCCUACCUGUUCCAGUGCCGUGGAAAAGUCAAGGUGAAGGGCAAAGGAGAAAUGACAACCUACUUUCUCAUUGACCGCAAGACCAGCCACUCAGCGUCCAGCCCAAGGGAGGAGGGCGUCUCUGGGGGCAAUCCUAGCACAGUGCCUCAGCGGGAGGAUAAUAGCCUCUCUGGAAGCCUGCCUCCGCACUUAAGCUCAAACUCCCUGCAGCUGAGACGAGAAAGUGGGUCCACUCCCAACAGCUGGGCAGGGCAGCACCAAAAGGCAACACCCCUGGCACCUCAUGAUGAUGUUCUACCGUACACCCAGCCCAAGCCUAUCAUUGUCUCAAGCACUCCUCCGCAUGGGUCCAGAUCGAGAGUGAAAACCGGAAUGUCUUCCAAGCCAGAGUCCCUUACACGUGGUGACCCCUGGGAGAGUUUGAAACAAAUAAGGGUGCCUCCUCCCUCGCUACCUGGUGACCAAAGUGAGGCUGUGCUGACUGAUGACUGCAGCCUCGACCCCCAGUCAGAAAGUGCGAGCAGUCACCUUGACGACAGGAAUUCUAGCAGUGGUAGUCUCAUAAUGGAAAGUCACUGUUUAAAUGACCAGCCGUCAUUGCCACAUGGUAGCUUGCCUGGUCCUGGCUUUCCCUUGCUGUUGUUAAAAAAUUCAAACUGUCCUCAAGCAAACUGUAUGUACCCAUAUUCUCAGUCUAUGGGUGACUAUGAGGCAAGUCCCAAUAUCAUUGGCCCAGGUCUCCCUCAAGUUGGUUGCUCUCCUAGCCACAAUGUGAGACAGCCACAUGACAAUAAGUUAAGUCGCACAUUGCCAGAAGCAGCUGCUCCCAAUACAAGGGAGGAUCCAGAGCUUGCAGUGUAUUUCAUAAAUGCUUCAGGAUCGCGUAAACGAACUCACGAAGAGGCAGUUAGCAACACGGUGGCAUCACCUCCGGUUGACUCCCCAGAGCAGGUGCCUCGUAAACAGCUCUGCAACUCGAGUCCGGCAUCGCAACGACUUGUCUGGCAACAUGGCAAGGUCAGGGCUCCACUCCUGUCUAUGCGCAGCGACGCUGAUGAGUUGCCCCUAGAAGACUAUCUGGAAAAUGGGAACUGCAGUGUGGCAGUCCAGCCAAGAUAUGCCGUGGGCGACAUGCUCAACGGAAACUCUCCGCGUGUUCUCAUGAGGCUUGGCGAGGACUCUGCGGGCAUCGCGCUACGAUUGGCUGAAGCAGGCCACCCUCUCAGUGGACCACUGUUGCACCUUGACUCACGAAGCAGCUGGAGCAACGAUGGUUCAAGUGAGGCAGACGAAGAAGGAGCCCCACUGAUGGACAAUCAUGGUGGUGGCUACACGACGGACGACGCGUCGCUUGCCAACGACCAAGGGCUAACAGAUGCGGAGGGGGCCCUAAGCGACCUUAACUCGCUCCUCAAUGAUGCAGGCCACGAAGGGGAUGACACGAGUAUCUCCUCACGUGCCAGCAGCCGCUUGCUCAGCAUUGACUCACUCAGUGUUACUUAUGACUCAGAGUAUGACAACUAUGGAGUUGGUUUCAAUGGUGCCAUGGGCCGCACUGAGGACCUGAGGUCACUCACUGACUGCAUAGCUCGCAACUUCGGCCAUUGCGUGAGUGACAACGAAGACAGUGACGUGCUUGCUUGAUACUUCUCUCCGGCCCCCUUUGCACCCAAAUAGCCUGAUCGGUGACAACUACAAUAUCUUUCUGGCUCUUUUAAAAAAAAACUCACGCGUUGACAUGCUCAGUAUACAUAAAUGCACAUCUUCUUCAUGUGUUUAUUUCUGCCAUAGCUUGUGUAGUAGUUUCAUGUUUAUCCAAGCUUCGGCCUUCUGUAAUGUUCACUUCUUGGGAUACAUCUCAACUACCUGACAGACUAUCACAUCCUAAAUGCACAAUAUAAAGAGUGAAUGAAAGGAUUGGCCGCAAAAGUUUCAUUGCUAUGUAAACAUAAUUCACAAUGAUAUGUUCGUAAAAUGCUAGGACUCAAGGCUGCCAACCAGAUUACAUAAGUUAGUGACAGACCAACAUGAUGCCAUUUUGUUGCUUCACUCUUUUUCAUAAGUGUCACCAUGCCUUUAGGAGUUGUUUUGAGAGGUAUAUUAGGAGAGUUAUAAAGUGUGAGCUUCAGCAGAAUAUUUUUACUUGCUGGCCAUUUAAAGCUGGGCAAGAUUACAAGGUAGCAUAUUGAAAAUAGUGCAAGAAAUGGACGUUACAAAGUGUUUGUGCUAUGUUUCUGCUUUGUUUCCAGAAAGCUGCACAGCAGUUUCAUACAGAAGUGGCAGCUUGCACUUUACAUAGUCGUUUUAUUAUGCUCUGAAUCGCCACUUAGUGGAAUUUGAUGUGUAUGCUGGAGUGCACCUACCAUUUCACUUGAAACUAUUUCACUUCAGUGCAGUUUGUUUGUCAAUCUGCUACCCAGCCAACUUUUCCAGGAGGCUGAUUUUUCCGGGUAACCAAAAUGUGGCUGUUUCUAGGCUCAUGCUCAUUUAAGACUGCACCGUCAAAAAUUGUAGUAUUGUGGAAGUGGGUGUGAAUGCUUUUUGAGGAGUGGGUCUAGCUGUCUUUUAUUGGGAAUUGCUCAUUAAAACGUGUUUUUGUUCUUAA
Molecule: messenger RNA, 6199 nt
Organism: Dermacentor albipictus
Lineage: Eukaryota; Metazoa; Arthropoda; Arachnida; Ixodida; Ixodidae
Product: adenylate cyclase type 1-like
Biological process (GO): intracellular signal transduction; adenylate cyclase-activating G protein-coupled receptor signaling pathway; cAMP biosynthetic process
Cellular component (GO): plasma membrane
Molecular function (GO): adenylate cyclase activity
Source: RefSeq, a predicted model, not a curated record